Molecule: messenger RNA, 2882 nt
Organism: Drosophila teissieri
Lineage: Eukaryota; Metazoa; Arthropoda; Insecta; Diptera; Drosophilidae
Gene: Cyp4d14
Product: probable cytochrome P450 4d14
Exons: 3
Coding region: 1250-2773 (507 amino acids)
Molecular function (GO): iron ion binding; monooxygenase activity; heme binding
Source: RefSeq, a predicted model, not a curated record
CAUCCUCUUAACAGAAAGGUAACAGUGUCCAAAGGUCAUAAUUCAGUAGGUCAACUUAUCAAAGAUAUAAACAUUCCAAGAUCCCUUGUCCCCACUUAGCUACUGAAAGAGUGCGGGUUAAUAACUUGCUAGGUCAUAAUUACAAGGCAGCUGAGAACUCUUAUCAAUUGCACUCGUCAUGCUUAGUUGCUGAUUAGAGGUAAACAUUGGAUCUCAUAUUGGAUCGGACAAGCCAUAAAGAUAUCUACCCAGACUAUCUGUUAACAAUUAAAAUAAAUAGUUUGCAGGGGAAUCGAUUUAAUAUAAUAAUUCCAUAUUUAUGAGUAAUGGGGUUUCAAGUCCACAAACAACGACGUUUGUACCCGCUCGUCAGUUCGAGUUCGAGUAGUGCAUUAUAUAGGGGGUUCUGGUUGGACCUGUUAUAGAACAGCUUCCCAGCGAUGCUCUCAGUUUUUCCCCCACUUUUAUAAAUUUAAGAGAGCCGGGAUCGAAGGCAGUUUUAUGCUGUGCACUUUGUGCUGCAUAGUUUUGAGCUUGUAGGAAGAAUCGUAUUUUUAAGAUCAAUCAAUACCUUGAUAAGAAUGUUGGGUAAGUACGAUAGAACCAAGAGGAUCUCAACAUCAUUUCGACAGUCAAUUGAAUUUGCAGGCUAGUUAUCUACUUAUAUAUUUGCUUGUUUAGUUCCAAGAGUCUAACAGCCAGCAGCUUUCGAUCUAAUCAGCAGUGGCCGAGUGCUCUGGCAAAUCCAUAUACUAAUAUGGAGAUAGCGCCACGUGAACUUUCCCAGGCCCCCGUCCAACGUUAUCCACGGCGGUGGGCGGUGGUCGGUGGUCGGAACUUUGUCCUAAUCAAUCGGAACUUCGGAUAGGAGCGAAGCCAUGGGUCACCGUGAAGAGGCACUUUUUGGUGCGUUCAUCUCGGAAAGUGCGCCAACGGAUCACGCAGAUCCUUGUGCAGCUCUUCUUUUCCUUCACAGAAAUCCACAUUGACAUGGAAGCUGUAAGUCUCCCCACUUCCCAUGGUCAUGGCACCAAGUGCCGCCUGGUUUUGACCCCGGUCAUAGUUUUUGGCCUUCCCAUUGGUUUUCGGCUUCAUUGCCCUGAUUGUGGACGCCUUAUCGCAAUCCGCGCCAGCUACAAAACAGCCCCGCCGCUGAGCAAUCACAAGCAGUCGAUGGCCAACGGUGCCAGCGUAAAUAGAUCCAUCCCAUUUUCAACCCAGAGUGCCGAAUCGGAAUCCCAAAAAAAACAUGUAUCUGGAGCUCUUGGCCAUUUUCCUGGCGACCGUUUUCGCCUGGGAUUAUUUGCGAAACAGGCGCCACAACAAGAUGUACGCCGCCGCUGGAAUCCGAGGACCCAGGAGCUAUCCUCUGGUGGGAAACGCUCCCAUGAUGAUCAAUGAGUCACCCAAAACUAUCUUCAAUCUGCAGGACCGAUUGAUUGCUGAGUUUGGUAAAAACAUAAGAAUUCAGAUGAUGGGCGAACGUGGCUUUAUGACCGCUGAUCCAAAAAUGAUUGAGGCGAUCAUGAGCAGCCAGCAGACGAUUCAGAAAAACAAUCUUUAUGGGCUCCUGGUCAAUUGGCUCGGCGAUGGACUGCUCCUUAGCAAAGGCAAAAAGUGGUUCCGCCGCAGGAAGAUCAUCACACCCGCAUUCCACUUCAAGAUCCUGGAGGACUUCGUGGAGGUCUUUGAUCAACAGAGCGCCAUUAUGGCUCAGCAGCUGUACGAUCGGGCGGAUGGCAAGACGGUGAUAAAUAUGUUCCCGGUGGCUUGCCUGUGUGCCAUGGAUAUCAUUGCGGAAACGGCCAUGGGUGUGAAAAUUAAUGCUCAGCUCCAGCCGCAAUUCUCCUACGUUCAGUCGGUCACAACUGCCUCUUCAAUGUUAGCUGAACGCUUCAUGAACCCCCUCCAGCGUAUAGAGUCAUGGAUGAAGAUCCUUUAUCCGAAAUUGACAGCCAAGCUGAAUGCUUCCGUAAAGAACAUGCAUGACUUCACCAACUCGGUAAUCACUGAGCGGCGCGAGCUCCUACAGAAAUCCAUUGCCGAUGGGGGAGAUCCCGACGCUGCCCUCCUUAACGAUGUAGGUCAGAAGCGUCGCCUGGCCUUGCUGGAUGUGCUGCUGAAGUCCACAAUCGAUGGGGCUCCGUUGAGCAACAGUGACAUCCGCGAGGAGGUCGACACCUUUAUGUUUGAGGGCCACGACACUACGACUAGUAGCAUUGCUUAUACCUGCUAUUUGCUAGCACGUCAUCCAGAGGUUCAGGCUCGCGUCUUCCAGGAGGUCCGAGAUGUUCUCGGGGAUGACAAGUCGACUCCAGUUACGAUGCAGCUCCUGGGCGAGCUCAAGUACUUAGAGUGCGUGAUAAAGGAGUCGUUGCGCCUGUUUCCCUCGGUGCCGAUCAUUGGACGCUACCUUACCCAGGACACCUUACUCGACGGCAAGCUUAUACCCGCCGACUCGAAUGUGAUGAUCCUUAUUUACCAUGCUCAGCGCGAUCCAGAUUACUUCCCUGAUCCGGAGAAGUUCAUUCCUGACCGUUUCAGCAUGGAGCGCAAGGGCGAGAUCAAUCCAUUUGCCUAUACUCCCUUCUCCGCCGGCGCGAGGAACUGCAUCGGCCAGAAGUUCGCAAUGCUCGAGAUGAAGAGCACCAUCAGCAAAAUGGUGCGACACUUUGAGUUGCUGCCUCUUGGCGAGGAAGUCCAGCCCGUAAUGAACCUUAUCCUGCGUUCGUCCACGGGAAUCAAUUGUGGCCUGAAGCCACGCGUCUAUUAGGUGUUGCGAGAUUGAGAUUUUUUUUUGACUAGUUGUAAGUGACCGAUUCUGUAAAUAUUUGAAUAAAAUACUUGUACAUAAUUAUAUCCAGUGAUGGAUGGUGUUUUUU